Messenger RNA from Hydractinia symbiolongicarpus, 3579 nucleotides. Its product is annotated as TNF receptor-associated factor 3-like. The record is from RefSeq and is a predicted model, not a curated record. The coding region runs from base 1684 to 3249 and encodes 521 amino acids. Gene Ontology annotation, molecular function: zinc ion binding. Lineage: Eukaryota; Metazoa; Cnidaria; Hydrozoa; Anthoathecata; Hydractiniidae. The transcript has 7 exons.
AACUACCAUUGUUUUUUCAUGGCUGGAACAUUCUUAAUAUUUAUAGAAGCAUUACGAUGGAGACACGACAGAUGCCCUCCGUCAUUAUUUGUUUCUGUCAUAACAUGUAUCUAGCAACUAUAUAAUCGAUUUUUUCGUGCGUUUGUGAUCGCUUAAACAAAAUUUAAGUAAGCAAAGAAAAAUUGGGGUAAGUUUGUUUCUAUGAAAUAUCUUAACAGGUUCUAUAGUUGUCAGUUUUUAAUUAAUAUUUUUAGAAUAAUAUUUUCUUAACAACCAACAACCAGCACAUGUGUUAUAAGAUUCAAAAUGGCAAAGGAAAUGAGGUAAACUUUUAGUAAAGCAUGUGCCGAGGUCUGGGCUUAUAAAAGCAAAAGAAGCGCGUUUUGCGCAAAAAUGAAUUAACGGCGCGCUAUCGAAAAACAUUUUGUUCCCGCAGUUGCCUUUCAAAAACUACCCACGUAAAGUUGUCAGUGAAUUAAAAAAAUAUAGAUCAUCUGUUUCUAAAGAAAAGAAUGUUGUUCUGAAAGCUCACAAAUAUAGAGAGCUGUAGAGAGAAUAAGAACAAUUUCUUAAAAAAUUAGAGGUUGGAGGAAAGUGCCGCAAUCUAAUAUGUUUAAUUCGUCGAUGCAGAUCCAGAGAUUUGUUAGCUAUUUUCCCAAUCCGCCGCUGGUUUAUUAUAUGCUGAUAAAGUCAUAAUUUUUAUUGCAUGAAAUACCUGGUUUCCAUACCUGUUUUCUUGUUGUUGUAUAAUAUUAAGUUUAUAGAAGGUGAAUAAUGGUUUAACAUUUGUUAUUGACAAAUUGAUCAAUAUAACUUGCGAAGUCUCUUAGAUUUACAACUAAUUGAUCAAUUUUAUUGCAAAUACAUUGUUUUUAUACCUAAAGAAGGCUGAACAACAACUGCGCAGGAGAGUUUAUUUGUAAUUGGAAUAGUUUGUUAUGAUUAUUUGUAAACUUUUGAUUUGGCAGACAAAAACGAUAGUUUAAAGAAGUCGCUUUGUUGAAAAGUGCGGCCGACUUUGGGUAGGAAGUUUUUGUAAUACAUGUCAUCGUAGGACUUUGUCCUUGCUGUUUUUUUCAGUAUCUUCCAUAAGCAAAGAACCUUUUUUGUCCAACAAAUAUUAACGUAUUUAAAUUAUACUUUUGAUUUGUUUACUCAUUUAUUGCCCAGUUAUAAGAGUUUCAUAAUUGAGAAAGAAAAAAUAGCUUAGUGGGUAAAUAUUACUUUCCGAUAUACAUCUUUGCAUUCUGAUAAUGUUUGAAAUCACAAGUACGUAAUUCAACAAAAAUCAAACUACAUUUAGAGUUCACUAAAGUGGCUAUAUUCUGUAUAAAUAUUCGGAAUAAUAAUAGUGAAAAUAAAAUUAAGUAGCUAAGUAUUUAUCAUUGUAACGUGUUUAUGUGUUAUCAAGUUGUCAAAGUUAUUUCAACAGUUGUGUCAACUUGACGAUCAGUAUCUUAUAAAAAAAACUUACUUUGUAAAAUAAAUGUUGGGUGAUAAAACAAUGCAAAAGUUCACCAGUAACCAGCUUUGACACGCGCAAGAGCUUUGACACAAACAGGUAUGAAAGUAUAUUUAGAAGCAUAAGAAUAUAUAUUUCGUCUUGUAUAUAUUAACUACUUUGAUAAAAAACUUACCAAUGUAUAAACGCAUAUCAAAAGAAAAAUUAAAAUAGCUAACAAAAUGUCUGGAGGGUUCCAUUUUGAAGUCGCUGAAGAAGUGAGACAAGAUUUUUAUUGCGUCGUUUGCCAUAAUCUAAUGAGAGAUGCUAUGCAGCUAGAAUGUGACCAUGGAAUGUGUAAGAUCUGUUUGGAAAGCUGGGAAAGAACCAGAAAGGAAAGUGGUUAUGAUUUUGUCUGCCCAAUUUGUCGAAAACGAAUAGAUAAGAACAUGGUGACUCCUGCUAGAAUGAUAAAUAAAAUCAUUUUAUCAGUGCAAGUGAAAUGUGAACACUCGAACAAAGGAUGUGAAUGGAUUGGUGAGCUCAGUAAUAUCGAGGAUCAUUUACAAAAGAGAUGCGCAUUUCAACUUGUUUGUUGUACAUUUGAACACUGUGAAGAAAUGAUAGAAAGAUACAAGCUAACAAACCACCAGAAAAAAUGUCCUUACAAGCUGGAAAAUUGCCAGUAUUGCAGUGUUUUGUUUUUUAGUUUCCAAAUCCAGGAUCAUUAUAACACAUGUGGUAAGUUUCCUGUGGAAUGUCCAAAUAACUGUUCAAACAAUUUGAUGGAGAGAGAACUGGUGGAAUAUCACCGUAGUAUUUGUGAGGAAGAAGUUAUUUCGUGUGAAUUUUCCUCCUUUGGUUGCAGCGUUCUGUGCUGCAGAAAAAACCUAUUAAAACAUGGUCAAGAUUAUUGUCAUCGUCAUUUAUCAUCAACUAUGACAAAAAUCACCGCGCUGGAAGAAGAAUUGGAAAUUAUGAGAUCAAUGCAACAGGAAUUCGAAACCAUGAGAAGGGAAUUCAAAAGCAUGCAAGCAAUGAAAGAAGAAUUUGAAGCAAUGAAAAUAAUGAAAAAGGAAUACGACGACGUAAAAGCGCAAGAAACAAGUUGGUACUCCGAAAAACUUCUUGCCAUGAUAAAAGUUAUCUUAACAGACAAGAAGCCUGAACUUGCGCUUUGUUAUAAAAAAGUUCUGGAAGAAUUUGAUUCAACUUUUGGGCUCGUCUUUGAAGGACUCUCUAAUUUAAAGUCAAAAUUGGAUGAAAUUGCUACAGGAAUUGUUUUAGAGAAAUUGUUAUCAGAUAGUAUUUCACUUCAGAAGAAGGAGGUGUAUAUUCCCGAUGCUAUAUGCGAAAAUGCAAUAGCCGAAGUCAGGAAGCAAUUCGGAGAAUUAGUCGCAGAUUACAAGAAAGAAUAUUUUGAAACUGUCCUGUCCACAGAGACAAGAUUCAAUGCUUUAUUAAGCGCGUUAAAAGAAAACAAAAAAUAUGUUCGAGGAGAAAGCAAUUUUUACAAGAUAUCAUUUCCUCCUGAUUUUAUUAUCAACGAUAUCGUAGUAGACGAUGAUUUUCUUUCUUGCUCCUACGACGGAUGCAAUUUAGUUAAACUGCAUAUGAAACAAUGGAAUGAAGGAAUAGAAUGCCUUCUCUAUAACAAGGAAAUAAAAAAGUUCAAUUUGAGCUUCGUGAGCAGCAGCAAUGUGUACAACUUGAAUAUCGAAAAUUUGCGUAAGAAUGGUAUUUAUGUUGAAAGUCAAAUGCUCAUCAGGUUUUCAGGUGUGCGUUCGAUCAGUACAUCUCAAGAAUAAAAAGAAGUUUAUUAUAUGAAGACAUAAAAAAGGACGACUUUAGAUGUACUUGCAUGAUUUUGAAAUAAUUUCCAUAUAUGUUAGGGGCAGUCGUUGACCACAAGUUAAUUCUUGAGACUUUGUGACUGUUAAUUUUUAUAUGACUGGUUUUUUCCAGAGUUUUUGAUCGUCGUGAAUUCCUUUGUAAUUUCGCAAAUAACGGGAUUUUUAAGGAUUUCUAAUAUUGUUGUAUUUUAAAGGGUCACAAUUACCCUUAGGAAGUCAGUUUGAGAGAAUGAAAAGUUAGUUUUGACACGGUUUUUACAGAAAAAUGUGGAGUCUUCUUGACAA